Solea senegalensis (Senegalese sole) is the source of this 3903-nucleotide messenger RNA. It is a transcript of the gene ap3b1a, whose product is annotated as adaptor related protein complex 3 subunit beta 1a. Gene Ontology annotation, biological process: vesicle-mediated transport; anterograde synaptic vesicle transport; intracellular protein transport. NCBI's taxonomy places the organism in Eukaryota, Metazoa, Chordata, Actinopteri, Pleuronectiformes, Soleidae. The coding region runs from base 1 to 3192 and encodes 1063 amino acids. The record is from RefSeq and is a predicted model, not a curated record. Gene Ontology annotation, cellular component: clathrin adaptor complex; AP-3 adaptor complex; membrane coat. The transcript has 27 exons.
AUGACCAUGAAUGAAGACCUUAAAGAGAUGUUGGAGAGCAACAAGGAGUCGCUCAAACUGGAGGCCAUGAAGAGGAUUGUUGGUCUCAUCGCCAAAGGGAAAAAUGCAUCGGAGCUGUUUCCGGCUGUUGUGAAGAACGUCGCGAACAAGAACAUAGAGCUUAAGAAACUCGUAUACGUCUACCUGGUGAGGUAUGCAGAGGAGCAGCAGGACCUGGCUUUGCUGUCCAUCAGCACCUUCCAGCGGGCCCUGAAGGACCCAAACCAGUUCAUCCGGGCCAGUGCGCUGAGGGUUUUGUCCAGUAUCCGUGUCCCCAUAAUUGUUCCCAUCAUGAUGGUGGCCAUCAAGGAAGCUGCAGCUGACCUUUCCCCGUAUGUCAGGAAGACCUCAGCCCAUGCUAUCCAGAAGCUCUAUAGCCUGGAUCCAGACCAGAAGGAGCAGUUGAUUGAAGUGAUCGAGAAACUGUUGAAAGAUAAAAGCACACUGGUGGCCGGCAGUGUGGUGAUGGCCUUCGAAGACGUUUGUCCCGAUCGCAUAGACCUGAUCCAUAAGAACUACAGGAAGCUUUGUAACCUGCUGGUGGAUGUGGAAGAGUGGGGCCAGGUGGUCAUCAUCUCUAUGCUGACCCGCUACGCCAGAACCCAGUUCGUCAGUCCCUGGAAGGAGGGCGCCAUGUUCGAUGAGAACAAUGACAAGGCUUUCUACGAGUCUGACUCUGAGGAGAAAAAAGACCCGACGGAGGACAAACCUUACAUCAUGGAUCCAGACCACAGACUGCUGCUCAGGAACACCAAACCUCUGCUGCAGAGCAGGAACACUGCUGUUGUGAUGUCCGUAGCUCAGCUUUACUGGCAUCUGGCCCCUAAACAUGAAGUUAGCGCUGUCACCAAGUCACUGGUUCGACUUCUAAGAAGCCACAGAGAAGUGCAGUACAUUGUUCUUCAGAACAUCGCCACCAUGUCCAUUCAGAGAAAGGGGAUGUUUGAGCCCUCCAUGAAGAGUUUCUAUGUCCGAUCUACGGAUGCCACACAUAUUAAGACAUUGAAGUUGGAGAUCCUGACCAACCUUGCCAAUGAAGCCAACAUCUCCACUAUUUUGAGGGAGUUCCAGACGUAUGUGAAGAGUCAGGACAAGGCGUUUGCAGCAGCCACCAUUCAGGCCAUUGGCAGGUGUGCCACCAACAUCUCUGAGGUGGCAGACACCUGCCUCAAUGGUCUGGUUCUGCUCCUUUCCAACAGAGAUGAGACCGUGGUGGCUGAGAGUGUGGUGGUCAUCAAGAAGUUGCUUCAGACUCAGCCCACCCAGCACAGCGAGAUCAUCAAACACAUGGCCAAGCUCUUCGACAACAUCACUGUCCCCAUGGCCCGAGCCAGCAUCCUGUGGCUGAUGGGAGAGUACUGCGAGAAGGUUCCAAAGAUUGCACCCGACGUUCUUCGUAAGAUGGCAAAGAGUUUCACUGUGGAGGAGGACAUUGUCAAGCUGCAGAUAGUCAACCUAGCAGCCAAACUCUACUUGACCAACUCUAAACAGACCAAGUUGCUGACCCAGUACAUCCUGAACCUUGGCAAAUACGACCAGAACUACGACAUCCGAGACCGAACGCGCUUCAUCAGGCAACUCAUAGUCCCCAGCGAGAAGAGCGGCGCCCUCAACAAAUAUGCCCGGCGCAUCCUUCUUGCCCCCAAACCUGCUCCGCUUCUUGAAUCUGCCUUCAAAGAUCGAGACCGUUACCAGUUGGGCACCCUCUCCCACAGUCUCAAUACUAAAGCCAGUGGAUACCAGGAGCUCCCGGACUGGCCGGCCGUGGCUCCUGACCAGUCUGUGAGGAACGUGGAGAUCAUUGAGCCAGUGAAAGAAUGGGCACCAUCACUUGGGAAGGCCAAAAAACCCAAAUCUGGUGACAAGUUCUACUCGGAUGAAGAAGAUGAGAAAGAAGAGGAAGGGUCUGAUAGCAGUGGCAGUGAGGACAGCAGCAGCAGCAGCAGCAGCGGCAGCAGUGAAGAGUCUGGCAGUGAGAGUGAGGAGGAAAGCAGUGGAACAUCAGAAAAGACCUCCAGUGAUUCUGGAAAGAGUUCAACUGGAUCAGAGGGGAGCUCCAGUGACUCGGUACAAAACAAGAAGAAAAAAAAGACCAAGAAGGUGGUGAAGAAGAAGAGCAAGCCAGCUGCUGCCGACAGUGAUUCGGAUGAAAACGGGAACGGACCUGUAGCCAGUUCGAGCAGCUCAUCGGCCGAAAGCUCCUCCGGCUCUGAAACAGACUCUGAAGGCGACUCUGAUUCCGACUCCCCGGCAGCGCAAAAGAAGAAGAAUAACGUGAAGUCCAAACCCAAGGUGGAAGUGAAGUCCAAGAAGGAAGUCUCACUGUUGGAUCUAGACGACUUUUCUCCAGCACCUCAGAGCAACACCCCAAAGUCUGCAGUCCUGUCCUCGAGCCUGCUGUCAGACCUCGAAGGCCUGUCUCUCUCCAACGUCUCCCCCACCAUACAGGUCACCACUCCGUCCUUUGGCCCCAUGAAAACCCACGAGCUGCUUCACCACAUGACGGGAAAAGGCCUCUCGGCCAAGUAUCACUUCCCGAGGCAGCCGUGCUUGUACCAGCCCAGUAUGGUGGGGGUGCAGGUCAUACUGACCAACAGCUCGGAUCACACCUUGGAGGAGAUCCACGUUGGCGAGCGAAACCCUGCAAGCCUCAACAUCCACUGCUUUAACACCAUCGAGCGGCUGGAGCCAGAGGCCUCGGUGACGGUUUCCAUGGGUAUUGACUUCAGCGACUCGACGCAAGCAGCCAACUUCCAGUUGUGCACCAAGGAGGACGGGUUCAGUGUGUCCAUCCAGCCGGCCGUAGGAGAGCUGUUGAUGCCCAGUACCAUGACAGAACAGGACUUCUCCAAGGAGCAAGGUAAGCUCCUGGGUAUGAAUGAGAUCUCGGAAACCAUCACCAUGGCAACAGCAAACACCUCCAGCCAGGCCAUCAGCAAGCAGGUCCUGUCUGUGGCCAAUUUAGGGGUGGUUUCAUCGAGCCAGAGCAACUUCCACAGGUUUGCCGGGCGGACGGUCAGCAGUGGAGAUCUGGUCCUGGUGUCGCUGGAGGUGAAGGAGUCCUGCUCUGCUCUGCUCACCAUCAACACAGAAAAGAGCGUCAUGGCGUCCAUGUUGCUCCGAGACCUGAAACAAGCGCUGGCCCAGGCGUAGAGCGCCAGCACAUAAUAUGUGAGAAGGAGAACGCCGUUGGCCACACUGCACACAGAUCCACAGCCCACGUUUCAUGUCUUCACAAAUGGAGAUCCUUCUCUGAGACGCUUCAAGCCUCAGCUUCUCACUUUGUGUUGACGUGAUUUGCCAAGAAAAAGCAGCGCCAUUUCAAUCCCAGUGACACUCUUGUCAGAAAUGUGCAAAGCUUUAGAGUCUUUAGCCGCGCCAAACUAGUCUCUGUGCCUGAUUUAUUUUACAAUUUCAACCUUUAAACUUCCCCAGAAUCAUAUUUUGUGAAAGUGCCUUCGACGUGAAAAUAAUGUUAGAAUACAAAAAACAUAUACAUUAGACUAUAAUCAGGUCAUUUUUUUAUCUGUGUUACUGUUGCUGAAUAAUAAAAAAGUGAAAUUAAUAAUCCACAUUAUUCUUUGCGUCUGGAAUAUCUACGAUAAACGGCCUUUUUCUAUUGCAAACUGAGGUUUGUAAACUGCUUCCUCUUCUGCACCAAAGUCCAUAGAGAAUAUCCGCGGGUGAACAAUAUGACCUUAAAAUUAUAUCAUGAUGAUAUUUCACUGAAUUUCAAAGUAAAAGUGCUUGUUUUGACAUGGAACUGUGUAUUGUCCCACAAUAAUACCAUAUUUAUGAUGCAAUAGAGAAAUCAACUCAAUAAUAAUGUGCACAUCUGUUAUUAAAACACCCAACAAGCUCAAA